AAUGAACGACUACUGUGAUAAACGUGGAUGAGUAGAAGAGAAGAAGGGUAGUGGAGUGAGAAGCGUCAGUCGUCAGUCGUCAGUUGUGCCGGGAUGAGUGGCUGUGAAGUAGAUGACUGUCGAUGGUUGUUGUUAGCUGUUGAAAAAACGCAGCUGGUCGUGUGAAACGCAGCAAUCUGCCGCAUGGAGAGCGGCUGCUCGGCCCCACGAUCCGAUUCGCGUCCCAGAAAUCACCAGAAAUGGAUUUAGAGCCAGAUCUGACGUCACAUUACUCAAACUUAAAUUGUACACCUCCAGCAAUAGAUGACUUUCCUAGAGAUAUAUUCACCGAACAACAGAGGAGAGAAGGAGCGGUAGCUGUCCACUUCAUCUUCUCUCUUUAUCUUUUUUUGGCACUUGCCAUCGUAUGCGAUAAGUACUUCGUUCCAGCCGUCGAAAAAAUAUGCAAAGCAUUAAAUAUGUCGAAGGACGUGGCGGGAGCGACGUUCAUGGCGACGGCGACGUCUGCGCCGGAGCUGUUCGUGAACGUGAUUGGCACGUUCAUCACUGAGGGCGACAUCGGCGUCGGCACCAUUGUCGGCAGCGCCGUCUUCAACAUACUCGCCGUCGCCGCCUGCUGCGGCAUCGGAGCUGGAAUGGUAGUACCUCUACAUUGGUGGCCACUUACAAGAGACUGCUUAGCAUAUGGUGUUACAGUCACCAUACUUAUUUGUAUAAUCCACGAUGAGCGAAUAGAGUGGUACGAGGCGCUGAUUCUGGUGGCACUCUACACCGUCUACAUCGCCGUCAUGUACUGGGACAAGACCAUCCAGAAGUGGACUCACAAGUGCCUCAACCUCACGCCCAGUCACACCGACAGUCCUGCCAUUUCUGAGGCUGCUGACGUGCACAUGAAUCCGCAGACGGGCAACAUAACGAUUCCAUCGCAACAGAAUGGCAACGUGGUCAAGAGCCCGUCAACCGAGGUACAAGUGGCCGAGAAGGUGGAGAAGGCAGAAAAGCCAGCCCGACCCGACAACAAUGUCGAGAAAUCGUCUGGAGCUUGGUCUGUGCUGAGUUUCCCCUAUGGACGAGGAUGGUUCAGAAAAGUCAUUUGGAUAAUUGGCUUGCCAAUAUCGAUUUUUCUAAAUAAACACUUUUCUAUAACAGGUGACACUUUGAAGAUACCAGAUUCAGUGAUGGGAAUAACGUUCCUGGCAGCUGGAACUAGUGUUCCUGAAGCAGUCUCCAGUGUAAUUGUGGCCAAGCAAGGACAUGGAUCAAUGGGAAUCAGCAAUUCGCUGGGCUCAAACACGUUCGACAUCCUGCUGUGCCUCGGGUUGCCCUGGCUGAUCAAGGCCUCGUUCCUGCCCACCAACCCUGGCCACCAUUUUGUCGGCAUCAACUCACGGGGUCUCGAGUACAGCGCCAUCUCCCUCCUCUCCACACUACUGCUGCUCUACACAACCUUUGCCAUCAACAAGUUCAAAUUGGAUAAAAAGGUUGGCUAUGCCUGCUUAUUGAUGUAUCUUUGUUUUCUUAUUCUGGCCUCAUUAAUAGAAUUGAAUGUGUUCUUUGUUGUGAACUUGCCGACGUGUGGACGGUGAACGGAUGUGAGUGCUAGUUACUAACAUUCUACUUUACCAAUGGUAACACAAACUUUUCAUCAUUUUUAAUGAAUAGUAACAAAACUAUUUUGUACCUUUCAAUAAAAGACAUUUUUUUAUUUUAGGAGAUAAUUGCAAUUUAUCUCGAAAGGUAACAAUCAUUAUAAUUAAUAUUAAUGUGUUAUUUUAGAAGGUAUUAGUGGAAUGGCACUAAUGUUAUCGUCGUUAAUAUUCAUCAGUAAUCUGUCAGACAAUGUUUGAGGCAAAUUUUGCUGAAUGAUACUCUACCACAGUUCAUCGAAUUUUCAAUGUGCGUCAUAGUAUCGUUUCAUGAAGAGGAACUAUAGAUGUUUGAUUAAACUCUGAGAAAUAAGUAACUGAUGCUUGUUACUUAUAAAAUUCGAAUCAGAAGUAUCUCUUAUAAAUCAUUCAAUGAGUCUUAAAGAUUGUCACAUUGUGUCUUAUAGAAUUGUUGAAGUAAUUGAUCUUUGAAUACUUCCAGAUUUCAAUAUUCAGUCUUAGUGAAGAUUAAUUUCAAAAGUCAGACAUCGCUACAUUUCCAAUUGGGUGAUCUCAGAAAGAUUUCAUUGUAAUGUUAAUAUACCUGGAGAAAUAUUGUUCAUUGUGAAGAGGAAGUUAUUAGUAAUUUCUUUGAGUAGUUUCUGGUUGUUUAUUGCGAAAAUGAAAUUAUUGUGGUGCAACAAAAUUUCUCAAGUCUCAAAGACUUGACAAACAUUACUGAGAGCUCGCUUGUAAUAUUUUCCAUGAUUAUCACUUGAAUGGUUUGAUUUUUUCCUCAUAUUUUUAUCACCACUUGAUAAAAUGUUUGAUGUUUCAAUCAAUUGGUUAUAAAAUAUUACAAAGGCAAUUUGAUACUUUAAAGACACAUUUAUUUCUAUUGUGACUUCAUUAUUAGAAAACUUUGAAAACUAUUCAAUUUAAUUUCAAUGUAACAUUGAUAAAUUCUGGGAUCUAUUCCUGAAUGGAUUUAGAACCCUUGAAAUUUGCUUUUAUCCGAAAUCAUUGUUUUGAAGAGUAUGUUUAUUUGGUUAUUAAACACAUGAAAAGAGGGUUUUGAAUUUUUAUUGUUAUUGUUGAUUGUAAGAAAUUAAGGUCUUUAGAAAAUGUGAAUAAUUAAAUUAUUCAAAUUACAGGGAAAGUAUGAAAUUCUAUUUUAAUUUUACACUGUAUAAAUAAAAGCAGCUUUAAUACGAAUUUCUGCUAGGACUUGUGUGUAUUUCACUCGCCAGAAUUUAUUUUUAUUUUGGUUUUGCUCUCUAACCUAUCUUGCUCCAAUAUUGAAUUUAGACUACAUUUCCUAUGUAGUUGUCAAUACUUAGCCUUCAGCAUUUUAAUAAUCAUUUAGAUUAACUUAUUUCUAUUGUGAUUAGAAAUAAUUCUAUUAUUUUAAGGAAUAUAAUAAUGAGAAAUCUUAUGAGUGACUUUGUAAAAUAAAUGACUAUAUGUUUUAUA
This is a messenger RNA of Nilaparvata lugens (brown planthopper), 3059 nucleotides long. It is a transcript of the gene zyd, whose product is annotated as sodium/potassium/calcium exchanger 4. Gene Ontology annotation, cellular component: membrane. The transcript is spliced from 9 exons. Bases 240 to 1586 code for a protein of 448 amino acids. Gene Ontology annotation, biological process: calcium ion transmembrane transport; intracellular calcium ion homeostasis. Lineage: Eukaryota; Metazoa; Arthropoda; Insecta; Hemiptera; Delphacidae. The record is from RefSeq and is a predicted model, not a curated record. Gene Ontology annotation, molecular function: calcium channel activity; calcium, potassium:sodium antiporter activity.